Molecule: messenger RNA, 2243 nt
Organism: Botrytis porri
Lineage: Eukaryota; Fungi; Ascomycota; Leotiomycetes; Helotiales; Sclerotiniaceae
Exons: 5
Coding region: 1-2103 (700 amino acids)
Biological process (GO): (1->6)-beta-D-glucan biosynthetic process; fungal-type cell wall organization
Cellular component (GO): endoplasmic reticulum membrane; plasma membrane
Molecular function (GO): glucosidase activity
Source: RefSeq, a predicted model, not a curated record
AUGUCACCAUUACGAAAAGUCUCUCCUCCUGCAAAGGUUGAGAUGCGCAAUUCUCAACAACCUCUUAUGGAAAUGGUUCAAGCUGGACGUUCCAAUGUCUCGUUAGCAACAGAUCUCAACAUGGGCCCAUCGAAUUCACCUAGUUCUACUACAGAUAUCGUCAGACCGGAUUCACGCAGACUUUCACAUACUCCACCCAUGGAACGACGUGCAUCUAAUUUAAGUAUGAAUCGAAAAUCAUAUUUGCCAGUUAUCCCAUCUCCUCUUAAUCCUUCGACUUCAUCAACAACAGUCAAUAGUUAUUCUUCUUCUGGAGAUCUACCUCUUCCCACAUCGACAAAUUCGAGUGGAAAUACACCAACUGACGAAAAUACAAAUAAGAGAGGAAAGGGUCUUAGUUCUCCUCAGCAACUUCUGAGACGCAAAUCAGAAUUGGCAGGAAUUGGCUUACAGAUGGGAGAUCCAUCACGAACGGGCACACCAAAAGGAUUAAAAGAUCUAGGCCAUGAUUACUCUCGCUAUCCCAAUUCCCGCAGACCAUCUUCAUAUGGAUCGGAACUAAACGCUCCUUGCCCACUUUUCAUAUCAGAAGCAUCUACAUCAUCCGACUCCUUAUCUUCUCCUAUACCCCGAAACCCGUUUCGCGAUUCCAGCACCGCUCUCAUUGAUAAUCCUGAAAAAUGGAAUUAUCCUGACGACCGCGUAGCAGCAUUCGAUCCCUAUUUCGGAGGUGAAAAGGGAUUUAUAUUAUAUGAUGAUGAGAUUGAAGAUGAUGAUAAUCUUCACAUGCCAAAUGAGAAUGAUGAUCGGGAUUUUAAACCGACGUUUCAUGAGUGGAUGGAAAGGAAAAGAACUUAUCCCCUCCUGCGCAAUGUUCGCACAACCUUAAUCGAUCCCGACACACCCCAAUCUUCGAGAACUAGACAAUCAACAUUUAAUGGAGAAACUCUCAAUCUCGUCUUCUCGGAUGAAUUUAAUAAUAAUAAUCGAACUUUUUAUCCUGGGGAUGAUCCGUUUUGGACGGCGCCGAAUAUUUGGUAUGGGGCUACGCAGGAUAUGGAGUGGUAUGAUCCCGUAGCCGUCACAACCGGAGGAGGUACUCUUCAAUUACGCAUGGAUGCUUUUGCAAACCAUAACCUCGGAUACCAAUCCGGUAUGCUUAAUUCUUGGAACCAACUUUGUUUCAAAGGUGGUAUCCUCGAAGUAUCCAUCUCCCUUCCAGGCCCCUCGGCAGUUCCUGGUCUCUGGCCCGGUGUCUGGUCCAUGGGAAAUUUAGGUCGUCCAGGCUACAAAGCCACCACCGAAGGUGUAUGGCCUUACACCUACAACUCCUGCGAUUACGGCAUCACCCCCAACCAAUCCUCUCCCGAUGGACUCUCCGAGCUCCCCGGUCAAAAACUCAAUUCCUGCACCUGCAAAGGCCAAGACCACCCCACCCCGGGAACGGGUCGCGGCGCCCCCGAAAUCGACGUCCUGGAAGGAAGCGUCGAUCCCAAUAAUCGCAUCGGCGUCGUCACCCAAUCCUUCCAAGUCGCCCCCUUCGACAUCUUCUAUCGUCCCAAUCACGCUUUCCUCCAAAUCCUCAACUACAACACCACAAAUAUGAAUGCCUACUGCGGCGGUCCCUUUCAACAAGCGAUCUCCGGCACCACCCUUCUCAACAAUAACUGGUACGAUGGUCUCCAAUACCAAAAAUACGCAUUUGAAUACACACCCGGCGUUUCCUCGACGGGGAAAAUCGCCUGGUUCGUAGGCGACGAACAAACGUUCAUGAUGGACGGUCGCGCCAUCGGUCAAAAUGGAAAUGUCGCCCAGCGACUCGUAAGCGAGGAACCCAUGAGUGUGAUUCUGAAUCUGGGGAUUAGUGGCGCCUGGAGUCAGAUUUUAUUAGGGGAUCUCAGGUUUCCGACCACCAUGCAUGUGGAUUAUGUGAGGAUUUAUCAGAGGGAGGGCAAGGAGAGUGUCACGUGUGAUCCGGAAGGUUGGGAGACGACGGAGUAUAUUGAGAAACAUCCGGUGGCGUAUCGGAAUGCGAAUUUGACGGCAUGGAAUCAAACAGGCUAUGAAUGGCCGACUAAUUCGUUGAUGAAUGACUGUUCAUAGAUAUGGUGAUAGAGAGAUGGAUGGAUGGAUGGAUGAAUGGAUGAAUAUGAUGAAUGAAUAUAAUGAAUAUGAUAAUCGUAAUUGUUAAUAUUUAUUUAUAAUAUAAUUAUAUUUCAUAUUAAUCAAAACAUAUAUACACA